This is a messenger RNA of Microstroma glucosiphilum, 1541 nucleotides long. RefSeq names its product UDP-glucose 4-epimerase. Gene Ontology annotation, molecular function: UDP-glucose 4-epimerase activity. The record is from RefSeq and is a predicted model, not a curated record. Gene Ontology annotation, biological process: beta-D-galactose catabolic process via UDP-galactose, Leloir pathway. NCBI's taxonomy places the organism in Eukaryota, Fungi, Basidiomycota, Exobasidiomycetes, Microstromatales, Microstromataceae. Gene Ontology annotation, cellular component: cytosol. The transcript has 6 exons. Bases 256 to 1398 code for a protein of 380 amino acids.
GAUCACUCUACUCUUCUCUAUCCUUUGAGCACUACCGAGCCGAUACUCAUCCUUCAGUACAUCACACCUCGUCGUGUCAGACGGACUUGCAAACUUCUUCCGGAUCUCAACAUCAGGAACGGACAGCUGCCCUCGGUCAAAACCCCGGCUUCUUCAGUCUCCUUCCCUUCUUCUUCUCCUCUCUCCUUCUUCUCCUCUCUUCCGGAGCCCACUUUACCUCACCACCGACUCGUGUCUUCUUGAUCUUCUAUCGAUAUGAGCGCAAACGGAGCAGCUGCCAGUAGUGGUCUGCCCAGGAUCUUGAUUCCCGGUGGAGCUGGCUACAUUGGAAGUCAUGUGGUUCUCUCUGUCCUGCUCACCCGCAGGUACAGGGUCACUGUGAUCGACAAUUACCACAACUCCUUCCCCACUGCCAUUGAGCGGGUAGAGAAGAUCGCGCUGGACGAGCUGCCAGCCGAUGCUACUGCCGAGCAAAGAGAGGCUUGCAAGGUGGACGUCAUCAAGGGUGACCUGCGAGACCGAGACGUCUUCUCCAAGGCUUUCGCAAAGUACUCGGGAAGCGAUGCCAUCUACGCUACCAUCCUCGUGGCCGCCCUCAAGGCUGUCGGAGAGUCCGGAGAAAUCCCAAUCGACUACUAUGAUGUUAACAUUGGUGGUCUCGUCAACCUCCUUCGCGCCAUGAGGGAGUCUGGCUCUACCCGUCUCGUCUACUCGUCUUCUGCAACCGUCUACGGAACUCCAGAGGUGAUUCCCAUUCCCGAGACCUCCCCCCUACAAGCUGAGAGCGUGUAUGGAAGGACCAAGCAGAUGAGCGAGAUCAUCAUCAAGGACAUUUGUGAUGCUUACCCGGACUUCCGGGCUAUCAGUCUUCGCUACUUCAACCCUGCUGGAGCUCACCCCUCUGGACUCAUCGGUGAAGACCCUCGAGGCAAGCCCGGAAAUCUUCUGCCUCUGCUCUCGCAGAUGGCUGUCGGAAAGUACCGCGAGCCUGGACUGAAGGUCUUCGGCAACAACUACCCAACUCCGGAUGGAACUUGUGUUCGAGACUACAUCCACGUCAUGGACCUUUCUGGAGGUCACGUGAAUGCUCUUGAUGCCCUGGACAACGAUGCUCGUUUCCAGAAUCUCCCUUCUGCGGGCAAGUACCGAGCGUACAACCUUGGCAAGGGCAAGGGCAUGAGUGUGUUGCAGAUGAUCGAGGCCAUGAAGAAGGUCACUGGCUACGGCUACCCCUACGAGAUUGUCGGUCGCCGAGCUGGAGACGUGCCGGACCUUACCGCCGACCCUGCCUUGGCAGAGAAGGAGCUGGGCUUCAAGGCAAAGUAUUCGCUCGACGAGAUGUCUCGUGAUCUGUGGAACUGGCAGAGCAACAACCCCGAGGGCUACGGCGGUCAAUAGAUGUAGAAUGGUUCACCGGGUUGCAAGAGAGAGACGAGUGAAGGGAACAUCCGGGUAGACUGUAUCUGGGCCAUAUCCUCUGGCCCGCCGCCAUUCUCUUCGACGCAGGAACAAUCUUCACUGUGCCUCUCUUUCGAAUCCUC